AUGGCAAAACACGGACGUCUGCGGUACAUUGAAGACGCCAAAUGGCCGAAAGAUGGCGGUCAUUUCAGGGGGCCAGUGGUCAGUUGUGACGUUCUGUCAGUAGGGACAGUGACUGAAGUUUUCAUCGCACAGAGGAGUGAGGAAGAAAAGGUGACAGUGUACACAGAAGAAGGGACUUUCCUUCGCAGUUGGACUACCGACAAACUUGACUCCCCGCACGGGCUGAGAGUGCAUGUACCGCCGAGGGGUGGUCUGAAUUCAGCGGAGGUGUGGGUGACUGACAUCGGGCAAGGGCCCUACGGUUGCUCCUUGAAGAUGUUCGAUCGCUACGGGAACCUUAAGAUCACACUCGGCACGCCAGGGAAGAGAGGAUCAGGCCUGGACCCAUUACAGUUUGACCAAGUGUCGGACCUGGCGUUCAACCCUUCCGGAGACAUGUUCGUUGUUGAUGGCGACGAUGGCAUCAACCAUAGACUGCUGAAGCUGUCAGCAGACCGCCGGUUGGUCUGGAGUGUUGGUGAGGAGGGCUCCAGGCCGGGUCAGUUCUACGUGCCACACAGUGUAGAUGUAGACAGGUUCGGACAGGUAUGGGUGGCCGAUAGAAGGAACAGUCGGAUCCAGGUCUUUAACGGACAGACGGGCAGCUAUAUCGGCAAGUGGGAUCUUGAGGAGCAUGUCUAUGGACUCAGGUUCAGUACAGAUAAGUCCUUGGUCCUUGUUCUCGAAGAGUUGGUCGGCAACCUUUUGAUGUUCGAGUCUCCGGAUAUGCCUGGUUACCUUGGUAACUACAGGAUGAUUGGCAUUUUGCACGUGCCGACCCCGGUCAUACCGCACCUGUUCUGUGUGAGCCAGGUAACAGAAGCUGUGUUCAUCGCUCAACUUGGAGCUGGACGGUGCCAAAAAUUUGUCCUCAAGAAAAGGAAGACAGCGCGUUGGCUUUGGCUGGGAAUCGUAUGUUGUUUUCCAAAACAAGCUGCUAGGGGGACCAAACUCACA
Branchiostoma belcheri (Belcher's lancelet) is the source of this 996-nucleotide messenger RNA. RefSeq names its product NHL repeat-containing protein 3-like. The record is from RefSeq and is a predicted model, not a curated record. Lineage: Eukaryota; Metazoa; Chordata; Leptocardii; Amphioxiformes; Branchiostomatidae. The annotation marks the transcript as partial. The transcript is spliced from 8 exons. Gene Ontology annotation, biological process: protein polyubiquitination; negative regulation of translation; proteasome-mediated ubiquitin-dependent protein catabolic process. Gene Ontology annotation, molecular function: protein binding; translation repressor activity; ubiquitin protein ligase activity.